AUGACGGAGGUGGAAGAUAUCCAUAUGCAAGAUGCCAUUGAAGAACGUGAAGAAGUACAACUUUCAUCGAUCCCUAAACCGGCAACUGCAACCAAGACCACCGGAAGUAAUAUUAACGAAUUGGAUCAAUGGAUAGAAUCUUUGAGUCAGUGUCAAAAUUUACCCGAGGAAAAUGUAGUGGAAUUAUGCAAUUUGGCCAAAGAGAUCUUGGAACAGGAGGAGAACGUUAGAGCUGUUAAUGUUCCUGUGACGAUAUGCGGGGAUAUUCAUGGUCAAUUCCAUGAUCUGAUUGAAUUAUUUAAGAUUGGUGGACCCUGUCCGGAUACAAACUAUUUGUUCAUGGGAGAUUACGUGGAUAGAGGGUAUUAUUCCGUGGAAACAGUCUCGUUAUUGGUAGCCAUGAAGUGUAGGUAUCCUAAUAGAAUUACCAUAUUGAGAGGUAAUCAUGAAUCGAGACAAAUUACACAGGUUUAUGGGUUUUAUGAUGAAUGUCUAAGAAAAUAUGGAAGUGCCAAUGUUUGGAAAUUAUUUACUGAUUUGUUCGAUUAUCUGCCCAUUACUGCAUUGGUAGAUAAUAAGAUUUUCUGCCUACAUGGUGGCCUCUCACCCAUGAUCGAAUCCAUUGAUCAAAUAAGGGAAUUAAAUCGAUUACAAGAAGUUCCCCAUGAAGGUCCAAUGUGUGAUUUACUGUGGUCUGAUCCAGAUGAUAGAGGUGGAUGGGGGAUAAGUGCUCGAGGUGCAGGUUUUACAUUUGGUCAGGAUAUAAGUGAACAAUUUAAUCAUACGAACGAUCUAAGCCUGAUUGCCAGAGCACAUCAAUUGGUUAUGGAGGGAUAUGCUUGGUCACAUGAACAAGACGUGGUAACCAUAUUUAGCGCUCCCAACUAUUGUUAUAGAUGCGGUAAUCAAGCUGCUAUUAUGGAAGUGGACGAAAAACAUGAAAAGCAAUUCUUACAAUAUGAUCCAUCAGUAAGACCAGAAGAACCUGCUGUAAGCAGAAAGACACCUGACUAUUUCUUAUGA
Naumovozyma castellii is the source of this 1023-nucleotide messenger RNA. Its product is annotated as serine/threonine-protein phosphatase. The record is from RefSeq and is a predicted model, not a curated record. The coding region runs from base 1 to 1023 and encodes 340 amino acids. The transcript has a single exon. Lineage: Eukaryota; Fungi; Ascomycota; Saccharomycetes; Saccharomycetales; Saccharomycetaceae.